CAAAUUUACCAAAAUGGAGAUAAGUUUAUUAUAGAGAGUAAAUCAUAUAUGGUUCUAAAAAAACAUAAACCACGUUACUUGCCAUGUAAACCACGUUUUACCGAAAAUUAUGCGCACACAUUUAUUUGUUGAGGACAUGUUUGCCUCUAAAACAAUACUGCUAGAUUCUGGCAGAGAAAACAAGGGAGCACGGAUAUGAACCAUGACACAUAUUGUGAACCACAAUCAAAAUGUUUCUUCUUCUCCUCUCAACACAACAACAACAACAAGUACAAGGGUUGCUCAUCGGGGCGGUGGCGGUGGAAGCGGAGGAAAUGGAUCGCAAGCUUGUGCGGCCUGUAAAUAUCAAAGGAGAAGGUGUGCGCCGGACUGUUUGUUAGCCCCUUAUUUUCCUGUCGAACGAAACAAGGAAUUUUUGAAUGUUCAUAAGCUUUUCGGUGUUAGUAACCUAUUGAAGUUAUUGAAAAAUGUUCAGCCGUUUCAGAGAGACACCACGAUGAAAUCGCUAAUAUUUGAAGCUAACAUUCGGGCUGGUGAUCUUGUCGGAGGAUGUUACAGAAUAAUUAUGAAUUUAGAACGGCUAAUUAAUUUUUAUGAGACGGAAUUGCAAUUUACUUACAAUGAGAUUUUCCGGGUACAAGCUGUUGAUAUACAAAAUAAUAUCAAUCGGACGACUGUCAAUACGAAUACUACUGAUGUUCAAGUAAUGAAUAGUAUCGGAGGAUUCCAUCGAUCGGAAGAAAUUGACGGAUUUGGUGACUAUAGUAUGAGUGGAUUUGGUGAUUCAUCUAAAAGAAUUAAUAGUAUUAGCUCAUUAAAUAGUCAAAUAAUUAAAAUAGAGCUACUCGACGAUAUCAAAGACGAAUUUGCAGUGAGACAAGGUGAAUUUGAAACUAAAGUAGCAAUUUCAAGCUCGAAAGACAAACAAUCUAUGGUUGAAAAUGGGGAUUUGAAGCCAUAUUUUGGAAAGAAUUGUAAAGGCAAAGCUUUAGCAAGCGAUGAUGACAAGGUUGUAUCGAACACACGAGUUAAUUGAGCGUAGACGGUCUUUCUAUCUUCACAAACACGUGUAUAACCUAUCUUCUUGGUUGUUAUACUCUUAUGCAGGUAGAGAAAGGAUUAUUUUUAUUUAUGUUUAGAUGAUAGAGGUAAUUUGGACUUGGAAAGUAGAAAAGAGAACAAGUGCUAUUACUUACAAUAAUUCUCCUUCAUACGAGCAAGCAUUUUGGAAAUUACAAAGAGACAAGUGCAUAAAGUCAAGUGGCAGACACGCAUUAGCUAAAAUAAAGGAAGACAACUUCUGCAGAUAUUUUGAAGUUCCGCCAUAUAUGGUUUGUUUCAAAGAUAGACAAAGCAAUGGCUUACAACCAAUUCACCUACUCUGGGACAUUUCAAUAGUACUAUUUCUUGUCUAUCCUCGAAUUACUGGCUGCAUUGCCACUAUCUUGUAAUAAUGCAUAUUAUCCUUGUUUAUUAAAAAAAAAGAGGAUAGCUGGUUAAGUAUUCAUAACUAGUUGCGUUAGGAACAACAUCACUAAUAGCUUGGGUUUAUCAUAAUAAUUCUGACAUUCUAGGCAAUUGGAUUUCUACUUUCUUUAUUUGUUGAUGUUUUCCUCUUCCCCCUCCAUUUGAUCAUU
Messenger RNA from Solanum lycopersicum (tomato), 1637 nucleotides. Its product is annotated as LOB domain-containing protein 12-like. Lineage: Eukaryota; Viridiplantae; Streptophyta; Magnoliopsida; Solanales; Solanaceae. The record is from RefSeq and is a predicted model, not a curated record.